GACCGUCUUGUUAGUUCCCUUCUUGCAAUGGAGUUCUCUGCGAUUAUGGCAAGUGGAGCUACCUCUUCUUCUGUUGUCUCUCUUUGCUGGAAACCUAAUUCUAAGUGUACCGAUUUCAAGUUUCUAGCUCAGAAGGCUCCCAUAUCGUUAUUCGAGACCUUUAAAUCUGUUCAAUCGCCUCAACUUGAUACCAAUCCACUGAAAUCCAGUACCCGAAGCAUCAACUCUGGAUUCUCAUGCUCUGCUGCGACCCUAUCUCCCUCGUCUACCACCGAGCUCGUCCCUUUUAAGCUACAGCGCCUGAUUGAGGAAUUCGAGUCCAUAUCCGAGCCGAUUGAUAGAGUGAAGCGGUUGUUACGGUAUGCGACUCUUCUCCCUCCUUUAGAUGCCGCAGCGAAACAUGACUCGCAUCGGGUCAUGGGGUGUACGGCGCAGGUGUGGUUGGAGGUGCGGAUUGAUCAAGAGGGCAAGAUGAGGUUCGCUGCAGAUAGUGAUUCAGAGAUCUCUAAAGGGUUUUGCUCAUGUUUAGUUUCGGUGCUUGAUGGUGCGAUGCCUGAGGAUGUUCUGAGAUUGAAGACGGACGAUUUGGCUGCUCUGAAUGUGGGAUUGCCGGGUGGAGAGCGUUCGAGAGUAAAUACUUGGUACAAUGUUUUGAUUAGUAUGCAAAAGAGGACUAAGGCUUUGCUUGCAGAGCUUGAAGGGAAGUCGCCAUUUGAGCCGUUUCCAUCUCUGGUUGUGACUGCUGAUAGAGUUCAUGCAAAAGGAAGCUAUGCCGAAGCUCAGGCUAGAUAUCUGUUCCCAAAUGAUUCUACAGUGAAAGAACUUGUCAAAGUGCUAAGGGAGAAAAAGAUUGGCGUUGUUGCACACUUUUACAUGGAUCCUGAAGUCCAAGGGGUGUUAACUGCUGCCCAGAAGGAAUGGCCUCACAUUUAUAUAUCUGAUUCAUUGGUAAUGGCAGAUAUGGCUGUCAAGAUGGCUAAAGAUGGAUGCCAAUUUGUAACAGUACUUGGUGUAGAUUUCAUGUCGGAAAAUGUUCGUGCGAUUCUUGAUCAAGCUGGCUUUGGAGAGGUAGGUGUGUACAGGAUGUCUGAUGAACGAAUCGGUUGUUCUUUGGCCGAAGCUGCAGCUACUCCUUCUUAUAUGAAUUAUCUUGAAAUGGCUUCAAAGGACUCUCCCUCCCUGCAUGUUAUCUACAUAAAUACAUCAUUAGAAACGAAAGCCUAUGCUCAUGAGCUUGUGCCAACAAUUACCUGUACAUCUUCUAAUGUUGUGCAAACAAUUUUGCAGGCUUUUGCUCAAGUACCUGAGUUAAAUGUUUGGUAUGGGCCUGAUUCCUACAUGGGUGCAAAUAUUGUAGAACUGUUGCAGCAGAUGACCCAGAUGACAGAUGAAGAAAUUGCAAUGGUUCAUCCAAAACAUAAUAGGAACUCAAUUAGAUCAUUGCUCCCUCGUCUGCACUAUUACCAGGAAGGUACGUGCAUUGUACACCAUCUUUUCGGGCAUGAAGUUGUGGAAAAGAUAAACGAAAUGUACUGUGAUGCAUUCCUUACUGCUCACUUCGAAGUCCCUGGAGAAAUGUUUUCUUUAGCGAUGGAAGCAAAAAGAAGAGGAAUGGGAGUUGUUGGUUCCACCCAGAAUAUAUUGGAUUUCAUAAAACAAAGGGUGCAAGAAGCUUUGGACAGAAAUGUCAAUGAACAUCUACAAUUCGUGUUGGGAACAGAAUCCGGAAUGAUAACAUCAAUUGUUGCAGCCAUUCGUAAUUUAUUCAAUUCUGCAAAAUCCACUUCUGGAGGAGCAAAGAUCAACGUGGAGAUUGUCUUUCCCGUGUCAUCAGAUUCAAUGACAAGAACAUCAUCAAGUUCAUCCCCAGGCCAAAACCCGGUUGUACUUGGUGACAUCAAUUUACCUGUAGUGCCCGGAGUUUCCAGUGGGGAGGGAUGUUCUAUUCACGGUGGCUGUGCAUCUUGUCCAUACAUGAAGAUGAAUUCUCUCAGCUCUCUUAUGAAAGUUUGUCAAAAUCUCCCCAACAACAGAAGUGCAAUUUCAGCACAUGAAGCCAAGAGAUUCAAACUGCACACAGUAACAGGAAAAUCAGUAGCAGAUAUCGGGUGCGAACCAAUCCUGCACAUGAGAGAUUUCCAGGCUUCAAAACAGCUGCCGGAGAAACUUGUUCAUCAGAUACUCAAUCGGCAUUAGCAAUGGGGACAGUUUUAGCAAGUCAAUCCAUGCUAGUUUCUUCUCAUCCGCUGCUGUUGAGCCAAGAACAUGUGGAAUCAUUCUCUCUUCUGAGCUAAGUUUUUCCCUGAAUAACACAACCAUUUAUGUAUCACCUCGCAUAAAUCUUUAAUCACUACUAAAUCCAGUAGCUUUAGAUGAUCAAGUAUGAUUUACUUAAUCUUUUAUAUAGAUUUGUAACCGUUCUCGACUGUGCGACACAGAACUAAGUUAUAUUUAUAAUAGAUUCAUCGAGUUCUUGAUAGACUCAAAAAA
Cucurbita pepo subsp. pepo (vegetable marrow) is the source of this 2490-nucleotide messenger RNA. RefSeq names its product quinolinate synthase (gene QS). Gene Ontology annotation, molecular function: quinolinate synthetase A activity; 4 iron, 4 sulfur cluster binding. The record is from RefSeq and is a predicted model, not a curated record. Gene Ontology annotation, biological process: 'de novo' NAD+ biosynthetic process from L-aspartate. Lineage: Eukaryota; Viridiplantae; Streptophyta; Magnoliopsida; Cucurbitales; Cucurbitaceae. Gene Ontology annotation, cellular component: chloroplast.